GGACAAAUAAGGCCACUUUUGGACUCUUUUAGAUCUUUGUAGGGUACAUGUUUAUGUCACCUGUCGGUUCAGUGAUUAGGAUGGGGGUUAGACCUCGAUAUGUGUGAAACAAUAGUUACUUCCUGAUGAUGAUGUGCAGGGGAGGUAAGGUCCUAUAUUUAGUAGACCUUGGAGUGCAGAACUUGGGAAGAGAUUCACAAAGUGGGAACUUGUCUGUUUUGCUCUCUGGCUGUUUUAGUACAAUCUUAUUCGUCUUUGGCCCUAUUAUACCAGAUUUUGCUUCCCAAUUUGUCGAGUGGUUUGAUAAAUGCUGCUCCCCUAGAGGUGGCGGCAUAGUAAGAAGUAAUGGACAGAAUGAGCAUGCAGGGCAGUCUGCUGGAUGGAAGAAUGUAUCCUCACUGGGUUUAUCAGGGACAGAGUCCUGAUGAAUUGAAGCAUCUGCUGAUAUACACGACCCUGGAGUUGGAAUCUACCCGAUUAAAUGCAAAGGAUGAAAUCAAACGACAUGAAGAGACAGCAAGGCAAUUAAUGCAACUGCUCCAUGUAACUUGCAAAGAAAGAGAUGAGGCAAGGGAGCAGUGCCAGAAACUGCAAGAAAAGCUAAUUCAGAGAGGUCUAACUGAUUUCCACUCUGGUCUUUCAAAUUUGUCACCUGACAGUCCUGCUGGAAGAUCACUCAGAGGUGACUCCACUAUCACAGAAUGUGAUAGUAUUUCUGGCACAUACAAGCAUCACUCUUUUGUGUCAUCCCCUGGGCAAUCAAUGUUUGAUGCAGUCUCGUCAAUACAAGAGCCUUCUAAACUAAACCUCACAGACUCUAAUAGCAUGGACUUGUUGCAACAACCAUUAUUUGAAUUCUGUGAAGAAUACCACCAAUCUUCAUUUCCUGGACAAAGUAUGCAACAAGUUCAGUUGCCAUUAGGGUGCAACACAGGCAGACCUGGGAAUUAUAGGACUCAGAACCAGUUAGGGCUGUGCCAGAAAAAUAUGGGAAGCUCUUCCAAUAUAUCUGAAAUUCAUCGCUCUUCUUUUGUGCCAAAUGACUUGCGGAUUAUGGAGUCACAAUCUCUAGUAAAUGUUAGCUCAUCAGUUGCAGAGCGCAAUAUGCAUGUUGAGCAUCAACCUUCAAUUCAAUCAACUGUAAACGCAUCUAAUUAUGGCUGUGAUAUGCAAUGUCAGCAGCAAGAUAUUUUAAACUUGCAACAACAUGUCAAUGAACAGAACAAGGCUAACCACCACCAGCAGGAAAUCAACCACAGUUCCCCUUCAGAAGGAGAAACACAGGGUCCAGUCAUACAAAUGAGAUCCUCUGAACAUAUACAAUCAGAGGAGCUUAUUUCUGACAAGGGGUUGCAAUCUAAGGAUGGAAAACUGUGCUCCCAAUUCAGUGCAGAGAAUGAGUCGUUGUGGCAAGCUGCUGGCUCAGUGAAUUUUCCAGAGAAAAUAAAUGCCUUGCCACAUGAACCCUUUGUGGGCGAGUGUGGGAUGAUAAAGAGCAGUCCACCUCCAUCAGCUGCUUGCUUAUCACCAGUUGUAAAUCAUAGGAUAUCCACCAUGCCAGUCAAUAUGCCAUCUUCACAAACUAUUGCUGGAGCUUCCUCAAAUAUCAUGCAGUUGCAGAAGCAUGGAGAUUUGAUCUCUAAUGCAGUACAUGCUCAUUUACCGGAACCACCAGAAGCUGAUCCUCAAGUAAUAAUGAAAUCUCUGCCAGAGAAAGGCAAGCUGCUGGAAGCUGUAAUGAAAGCUGGGCCUUUGCUGCAGACCCUUCUACUUGCAGGGCCUCUUCCACAGUGGCGACAUCCUCCACCACCAUUGGACUCUUUUGAUAUUCCUUUGGUCUCUAUGCCAACUUCCAACCUAAUAAACCCUCUUCUGAAGCCAACCCAACUAAAUGCACCUGCUCGUAAUGGAAAACAAUUAGUCCCAAGUUCUAGGCCUGUCUUCUGUUCUCUGUAUCAGAAUGACGCUUCUCAUAUACCUGCUAAUGCUCCACUGCAGUCAGCAGCUUCAACUAGUUCAUCUUCCAAGAAGAGAACUCUGCCUAGUUCUGCAGUCAAUGGCCAUUUUGUGCAUGACCCAAGAUCUUCUCUUAAAUACGCCAAAUUGCAAUGACUCAGUAAAUGACUUUACCAUAUGCUACUAAACUGACAGCUCCAAAGCCUCCGAAGCUCUUCUCAUAAUUGCCAUCUUCCAUUCUUCUGUCUUGCAGGAAAUGGCAGGGACAUGAGGUUGAGAUCCGAUACUAGUUUCCUGUAGCUUUUAUACUUUAUUACUGUUUUUGUAAACUUUUUGUAGUUCAUGAGGCAAGAAGAUGAAAGGAAAAAGCCUUACUAAACUAAAUAGUGGCCAGUUGUACAGGAUUGCAAAAGGAUUAGAUUCAUUAACUAAAUGCCCACCAGGGUUGCGAUGGUCCAGCCUUUGAGUGGUGUUAAUAGUUUGUAUAAGAUAUUACUAUGUAAAUUUGGUGGAACCUUUUAACCAGCUAUAAUAGUAUUACCAGAAAUCUUAGAAUUC
Cryptomeria japonica (Japanese cedar) is the source of this 2514-nucleotide messenger RNA. RefSeq lists its product as uncharacterized. The record is from RefSeq and is a predicted model, not a curated record. Lineage: Eukaryota; Viridiplantae; Streptophyta; Pinopsida; Cupressales; Cupressaceae. The transcript has 2 exons. The coding region runs from base 346 to 2112 and encodes 588 amino acids.